CAUAACCUCCAUACCCAAUACCAAAAAACCAUGACAAAUCCCCUCUUUUUUGCUUCACUCUCCAUCCCGCUUAUUGCUAUUCCUCUUCUCUAUUGGGUCUACACCUGUCCCAAAAACAAAUACAAGCAAACCAAUCUUGUUCUCUAUGUGCAUGACUACCUCACCGGUGAUGACAAGUCAGCAAUGACAGUGGCCGGAAAAGAGGGGCCCACCACUAGCAUCAUGCAUUUCGGGACCCUUCUGGCACAUGAUGAUCCAGUAACUGUAGGCCCUGAUCCCAAGUCUGAAGAAGUUGGAAGGGCGCAAGGUAUGUACAUCAACAGUCAGCUAGAUGGGAAGGCUUUGUUCAUGAUCUUUUCUGUCAUGUUCACCGAUGGGGAGUAUAAAGGGAGCACACUCGAGAUUCAGGGAGCCGAUCCUUUUGUGCUGAAAGAAAGAGAGUUUUCAGUUGUUUCAGGAACAGGUUAUUUUCGGUUUGUGAGGGGGUAUGGAAUCAUGACAACAGAGUUUCUUGACAUACAGAAUUUGAGAGCUAUUAUCAAGCUUAAUAUAACGGUGAGGCAUUUUUAAAUGUUGCAUUGUGGAUUUAGAUUUUAAUUCCAUAUGGAAGUCUCGACUCUUAUUUUGUUUUGGCUGGGUUGCAAUUAAACUUGUGUUAACAAACGCACACCAGUUGCAACUUUGUGGCUUGAAGCCUUUAAGGCUUUAACCAUCCCUUUAGUGGACUUUUGGCCCAAUAGUUUCGGGACUAUCAGCUAUAUAUGUGUAUUUCUAUAUCUAAUAAACUUCGGUCAUCUUCUCCUCUAUAAAACCAUUGGCUAAAUAUGUAUUUUAACAGAAAUAAUCGAUUGUUAAUCAGAUAAUA
This is a messenger RNA of Lactuca sativa (garden lettuce), 865 nucleotides long. Its product is annotated as dirigent protein 1. NCBI's taxonomy places the organism in Eukaryota, Viridiplantae, Streptophyta, Magnoliopsida, Asterales, Asteraceae. The record is from RefSeq and is a predicted model, not a curated record.